AGGAGAGACAGCACUCCAUAUGGCUGCCAGGGCAGGACAGACAAACGUGGUGAAAUUCCUGGUGGCGAAUGGAGCAGAUGUGGACGCCAAAGCCAAGGAUGAUCAUACCCCACUGCAUAUAUCCAGUCGUCUGGGCAAACCGGACAUAGUCCAGCAGUUGCUGCAACACGGGGCUUCACCCGAUGCCACCACCACAUCCGGUUACACGCCGCUCCACCUGGCCGCUCGCGAAGGCCACAAAGAUGUGGCAUCCAUCCUGCUGGACAACGGAGCAUCUCUUGGCAUCACUACCAAGAAAGGAUUCACUCCCCUGCAUGUUGCAGCCAAAUACGGGAAGAUUGAAGUUGCUAACUUACUGCUACAGAAGCGAGCGCCACCUGAUGCAGCUGGAAAGAGUGGACUAACACCACUGCAUGUUGCCGCACACUACGAUAACCAGAAAGUGGCCCUCCUUCUGUUGGACCAAGGAGCAUCUCCGCACGCUGCAGCAAAGAAUGGCUAUACGCCACUGCAUAUAGCUGCCAAGAAGAACCAGAUGGAGAUAGCGACCACACUGCUCGAGUACGGGGCUGAUACCAAUGCCGCGACACGCCAGGGCAUCAGUCCUCUCCACCUGGCAGCCCAGGAGGGCAACGUUGACAUGGUCACGCUCCUGAUCGCCCGUGAAACUGCCAUCAAUCUGGGAAACAAGAGUGGACUGACCCCUCUUCAUCUGGCGGCUCAAGAGGAUAAAGUCAAUAUAUCAGAAGUGCUGGUUAAUCAUGGUGCCACAGUGGACCCAGAGACUAAGAUGGCAUAUACACCCCUGCAUGUGGCCUGUCACUAUGGCAAUAUAAAGAUGGUGCACUUCCUCUUGAAGAACCAGGCUAAAGUCAAUGCCAAAACUAAGAAUGGAUACACACCUCUUCAUCAGGCUGCUCAGCAGGGUCACACACACAUCAUUAACCUUCUGCUGCAGCACGGAGCCUCUCCUAAUGAGCUGACAGUGAAUGGAAACACUGCCUUAGCUAUUGCCAGGCGCCUGGGUUACAUCUCUGUGGUCGACACGCUCAAAGUCGUGACAGAGGAGACACACACUACUGUGACUGUGAUGGAGAAACACAAAAUGAAUGUUCCAGAAACAAUGAAUGAGGUUUUGGACAUGUCAGAUGAUGAAGUUCAUAGAGCCAAUGUGCCUGAAAUGCUCAAUGAGGACUAUAUUUCCGAUGUUGAUGAAGGUAUCUCUUAUUUUGUGUGGUUUGUUCUUAUAGCACCUGCUUUUUGCUUUCUUUUUUUCACAUUUUCCAACUAACCAGAUCUUAUUCAGUCUUUUUUCUGUUAUAGACUCUUGUUGUACAACAUGGCUAUCUCUCGCUGGCUUUGUGCUAGUUGCUAGGCUACUCUUUAUGAAUAUGAAAUUCUUCAAUAUGCAAAUAUCUGUUGGCUUGCAUAUAUUAAAUCUGGGGUUUGCUAUUCAAUUAAGAACUGUAUGCGUAAUUACAAUUUCACACAUACCCUCUCUGUAAAUCCAGCCUCUAUGUGAAGGAUAGUUUUCUUCAGAAGUCUUGGCUGUUAGAUAUUUGGACAGAAGUUUCUUUGGCUCAGUUUGUUUCUGUUUUGCAGUCAGAACCCACAGAGCUUCAGUGUAAGCUAGAAGGAUUGAAUAGAAGUUUUCCAGUCAGUGCCAUGAAUGACAAGUUUGUGUAUCUGUUUAUUUC
Messenger RNA from Sinocyclocheilus grahami, 1697 nucleotides. Its product is annotated as ankyrin-3-like. NCBI's taxonomy places the organism in Eukaryota, Metazoa, Chordata, Actinopteri, Cypriniformes, Cyprinidae. Bases 20 to 1291 code for a protein of 423 amino acids. The transcript is spliced from 11 exons. The record is from RefSeq and is a predicted model, not a curated record. Gene Ontology annotation, molecular function: protein binding.